Molecule: messenger RNA, 3607 nt
Organism: Ictalurus punctatus (channel catfish)
Lineage: Eukaryota; Metazoa; Chordata; Actinopteri; Siluriformes; Ictaluridae
Gene: dusp19a
Product: dual specificity phosphatase 19a
Exons: 4
Coding region: 275-919 (214 amino acids)
Biological process (GO): protein dephosphorylation; regulation of MAP kinase activity
Cellular component (GO): cytoplasm
Molecular function (GO): JUN kinase phosphatase activity
Source: RefSeq, a predicted model, not a curated record
GCUAGUCUCUGACCAUACAGGAUCAUUCAGGUUGGUCACCUCUGACCUCUGAUGUGAUGAUGAGCUCCUCUUGGUGGCACUAUUGUCCUGAGUGCUUCAGAUAUUUGUGACCAGGUAAUCAGCCUUCUCAGCUUUCCAGACUGUAAGAAAAGCAGGCACCCACCAAUACAGCUACGGGAGCAGUAGUAAACAGGGAUCACACCACGGAUCAAGCAACUUAAACGACAGCAGCUUGUCAUAUAUCGCAUUGCUGAGGUCCACAUACACACAAGUGAUGCAGUCACUCGCCCAAGAAAUUAAAUCAUUCUCCAAAAGCAAUCUGCGAAAGCAAUGCACCCGGGUGACGACUCUGAGCGGGAGGAGGAUUAUUGAAACAUGGAAAGGAUCCACUGUCCAUGUGGUUGAGGACACAGUCCAACCUAAGACGCCAUGUGGAUACAUUCAGGAUAAUACAUGGGAUCUCCAAGUGGGAUGUAUUAGACCUUAUUUGUUACUGGGUUCACAGGAUGCCGCUCAUGACUUUGGCACUUUAAAGAAGUACAAGGUCACUCACAUACUGAAUGUGGCAUAUGGUGUGGAAAACGCUUUCCCAGAUCUCUUCAUCUAUAAAACCCUGAGCAUACUGGAUCUACCUGACACAGACAUCAUAUCACACCUACACGAGUGUGCACAUUUCAUAGACCAGGCCAAGGCAGAGAAAGGUGUAGUGCUCGUCCACUGUAACACUGGUGUGUCUCGGGCAGUCUCUGUGGUCAUCGGAUACCUGAUGUGGAGAGAAGGCCAGUCAUUUGAUGAUGCGUUUUCUCAGGUGAAGUCAUCGAGGUCAGCGUCGUGUCCGAACCCAGGUUUCAUCGAUCAGCUGAAAAAUUUCAAACCCCAAUGCGGUUUACAAGCAAAUGGUCUGAUUGGUCAUUCAUAAAUCCGUAAAUUACAUUGUGUGUGUUCAUACUAAAGGCACCAGUGCUUCCGAUAAGGUUUCUGACAUGGCCAUAACCAUGAUAAUCAUGAUCUUCUAUCUUUUAUGAGCAUGAGGAGGAAUGAGCAUUUAGACUAGCAAGUAGAAAGUUGUUAAUAAAGUUGUUUUGGUUAAUACAAAUAUAUACAUGACUUUUAAAAAAAAUAUAUUAUUAAAAAGCUUGAGAAGCAGUCAAAGGAACACAACACAACUCUUAUUACCGAAAUAAUAUAAUAAUUGUAAACUUAUUAUUAUUAUUAUGCAUUUAAGCCCAUUAUUGACUCAUUUAUCAGGAUGAUUAGAAAUAUAAUUGUCUGUAAAAAAAAAAAAAAUUCAGAAGAUUUACUGUAGAGUUACAAAGGAAGACUUAAUGUUCCUUAUGUACCUUAAAUACACAUUAAAGUACAUUACAUUCACUUUUCUUAGUAAAUAAAGGUUAAAAAAAAACAAAAAACAAAGAUACACCCUUGGGAAAAUCAACUUAGUGCCCUGUUUAGAAAUAUUUUAGGAGAUUUCUGACACUUUAUAUAUUUUUUCGACUCUCAGGCAGGCAAGACACAGAAAACGCUCUGGACCUAAUCAUUGGAAAGGAUACAAAAUAUAGCAAAAAAAAAAAAAAAUGCACAUUUAAUAUUUAAAGCCAUUUGUGCUUCCUCAGAGGGUUUUGACAUGAUUUUUACUAUAAUUAUAAAUGCUAAUUUAUUGUAAACACAUUUCAAUUUAUCAGAAUUUAGAAGUAAAAUGAUAAAAAUAGGUUGACGUGUAUGAUAUUUAAUUCAAUAACCUACAUACAGCAAACCUUAUAUUUUCCAAGGUGUCUAAAGCUGGCUUCUUUAGAAGCUAAUGAAGCUUAUGUAGCUAAAAAGUAAAGGACACUUAAAGCUUCUAGUUUAGCAUCGUGCAAAAUGUAACCCUAAAUUAUCCACACUCACCUUAAAACCAGUAACUAACAGAGGUGGGAACAAAUCAUUGUUUACAAGUAAGUCACAAAUCUAGAGUGAUAAAGUCCAAGUCAAGUUACAAGUCCUUAAGUCAUUAUGUGCUUGUUGCAAAAUUUAUAGUCACAUUUCUAAUUGAUGUAGUAAAUUUACACAAAUCUUGCAGACUUUUUAAAAUUGGUGCUCAGCACUUUCUAGACAAACGUCAUAACUCAGUAGAAGUACAUGAGUAUUUGAAAUACAACUAUAAAAAUUUCCGUUCAAUUUCACAUGAGAUGAGGUGUAGACUAUUGUCACUAAGUGUACCCAUCUAUAUAAUUUAAAUUUGGCUUUACUUUGAGAUUUGCUUUGUGCAACUUCAAAUGCCGAAAAAAUCUUAAGUUGUUGCAACAACAGGUUCUAUAUUGUUGCGACUCUUAAAACAACAUAAUCUUUGUAAACGAAGGCUACUAUUUUUGGGAGCAUGGUUAUCUCUAAAAGUGCCUGUCAUUGGGGAAAUAGCGCUCUUUCAACAUUCAGCUGUGUUUGUCAAGUACAAGUUGAGUGGCUGUCUGACUGGCUAAACGUUAACCUUGGAAAUAAAGAUUGAUGCUGAUUUUUCUGAAAAUGAAUUGUUUGUUUGGAAAAUGAAUAGUUGAUUCACUGCACACUGUUAAUUGUAUCAUUUUUAAUCUUCGCUAUGAGUCCAAGCGAAGUCACGAGUCAUUGAUGUCAAAGUCGAGUCGCAAUUAUAAUUUAUUAAUCAUUAUUAUUUUGAGUUGCGUCGAAAGUCAGCAAACUUGUGACUCAAGUCCAGCUCGAGUCCAAGUCAUGUGACUCGAGUCCAUAACACUAGUGACUAAUCCCUGAUACACUUUCUCAUUUGGAUUCUGAUGCUGUAUGAUGACCAUUUGUUGUAAAUAUUUCAUUAUUGUUUGCUAAAUUAGACUCAUAACUCUAGUAUAAAACCAAUCCAACAUGUCUUGACUGAAUGACUACAUUUGAGGUAAAUGUUAAAUUGUGCAAAUUGUAUUUUUAACUGUUCCCAUAAGGAAAAGGAGUGAUUAAAUUUAAAUGUAGUUAAUAAACAAAUGAAACACACAAUGUUCUGUUUGUGGAAUUAUGAUGUUUUUUUCCCCCAGCACACCAAAUGUACAUAUUAGCUAGUAAACAUUCUAACCCACUAUAAUUCUUACUUUAUUUCAUCAAAUCAGAGUGUAGAGAUGAAAUUAAUCGGGGAAGAGCAAUGUUUCAAAUGCAGAUUUCAAUUACAUAAUUAUAGUCCUGUUCUACUGUUCUCUGUACUGACACCUUGUAUAGAUACAUCUAUACAAGUAUGUAUCAGUAUAGAUACAGCAGGGUCCAUAAGUUUGAGAGCACUAGUGAAAAUGCUUUGAUUUUGCAUUCUUUUCUAAUUUACACAAUUUUCCAUUACAAAAUAUAUUACUGACUUCAACUUGAGUGAAUAGUAAAAUCUUUGAAAUAUUUACAUGGAUUUCAGAGUUUCUUGGUACUACUUUUGUCCCCUUUUUUGCUUUAAUGACCGUGUGACUCGAGCUGGUAUGGACUCCACAAGUUUGUGCAAAAACUUGAUCCAUUUCAGAUCAAAUCCAUCAGAGUGUCAUCUGAAUACAUGCUUCAAUAGAAGAGAUCAGGCAUGAGGAAAAUCUGACCUUUUGUACAAAGCAGUCAACAUGGCCAAUGUCACAAAUGUACUUAAAUAUUUAAAUAGCGA